CACGACCGCCGGUUCACCUGGGGCUUCACCAUCUUCCGCACCGUCUAUACGCCCGAGUCGGAUGAGACGUUUCCUAGAGUUAUCGAGGAACUCAACCAGCUCGCACGCCAGUACGUCUUCGAUGACCUGCGAAGCCGCCGUGAGCCUGGCCAAGAGCCCUUCGAUCCUCGCCCCAAUGAGGAACUUGCCCGACGAUUCUACUGUGAUAUCAUACAAGAUGCCGCGUCGUUGGAUGGAGCAAGCCCAGAUGAAGUGGGCAGACGCUUUGAUGCCUGGGUCACUGAGCAUCAUCUGCAGCCACCACAACCCGUCAUCAAAAUGGGGCGAUUUUGCGUCUGUAUUAUGCUAGACCAGCAGGGUAUCGACCACUUCCUUCAAGUAAACAGGGACAAAAAGUCCUUUGACCGCGCCCAGUAUGAUCUUUAUGUCAAGGUCGUGACUGAGUUCUCGCAUGAGAAUGAAGAAGGGGAAGAUAGGCUCUGGAUGCGAGUUGGUAUUCGCGGGCAGUUGUGGUCAUUUGCUUGUGAUUGGCCUGAUAUGGAUAUUACUGAGAUAGGAGUGGAGGGC
Molecule: messenger RNA, 567 nt
Organism: Fusarium vanettenii 77-13-4
Lineage: Eukaryota; Fungi; Ascomycota; Sordariomycetes; Hypocreales; Nectriaceae
Exons: 1
Source: RefSeq, a predicted model, not a curated record